GCGGCGCGCGCGGCCCCGGCCCAGCGGCUCUCCUGGCCUCGCGCUGCACAUUCUCUCCUGGCGGCGGCGCCACCUGCGGUAGCGUUCGCCCGAACAUGGCGACACGGAGCAGCAGGAGGGAGUCGCGACUCCCGAUCCUAUUCACCCUGGUCGCACUGCUGCCGCCCGGAGCUCUCUGCGAAGUCUGGACGCAGAGGCUGCACGGCGGCAGCGCGCCCUUGCCCCAGGACCGGGGCUUCCUCGUGGUGCAGGGCGACCCGCGCGAGCUGCGGCUGUGGGCGCGCGGGGAUGCCAGGGGGGCGAGCCGCGCUGACGAGAAGCCGCUCCGGAGGAAACGGAGCGCUGCCCUGCAGCCCGAGCCCAUCAAGGUGUACGGACAGGUUAGUCUGAAUGAUUCCCACAAUCAGAUGGUGGUGCACUGGGCUGGAGAGAAAAGCAACGUGAUCGUGGCCUUGGCCCGAGAUAGCCUGGCAUUGGCGAGGCCCAAGAGCAGUGAUGUGUACGUGUCUUAUGACUAUGGAAAAUCAUUCAAGAAAAUUUCAGACAAGUUAAACUUUGGCGUGGGAAAUAGGAGUGAAGCUGUGAUUGCCCAGUUCUACCACAGCCCUGCGGACAACAAGCGGUACAUCUUUGCAGACGCUUAUGCCCAGUACCUCUGGAUCACGUUUGACUUCUGCAACACUCUUCAAGGCUUUUCCAUCCCAUUUCGGGCAGCUGAUCUCCUCCUACACAGUAAGGCCUCCAACCUUCUCUUGGGCUUCGACAGAUCCCACCCCAACAAGCAGCUGUGGAAGUCAGAUGACUUUGGCCAGACCUGGAUCAUGAUUCAGGAACAUGUCAAGUCCUUUUCUUGGGGAAUUGAUCCCUAUGACAAACCAAAUACCAUCUACAUUGAACGACAUGAACCCUCUGGCUACUCCACCGUUUUCCGAAGUACAGAUUUCUUCCAGUCCCGGGAAAACCAGGAAGUGAUCCUUGAGGAAGUGAGAGAUUUUCAGCUUCGGGACAAGUACAUGUUUGCUACAAAGGUGGUGCAUCUCUUGGGCAGUGAACAGCAGUCUUCUGUCCAGCUCUGGGUCUCCUUUGGCCGGAAGCCCAUGCGAGCAGCCCAGUUUGUCACAAGACAUCCUAUUAAUGAAUAUUACAUCGCAGAUGCCUCCGAGGACCAGGUGUUCGUGUGUGUCAGCCACAGUAACAACCGCACCAAUUUAUACAUCUCAGAGGCAGAGGGGCUGAAGUUCUCCCUGUCCUUGGAGAACGUGCUCUAUUACAGCCCAGGAGGGGCCGGCAGUGACACCUUGGUGAGGUAUUUUGCAAAUGAGCCAUUUGCUGACUUCCACCGAGUGGAAGGAUUGCAAGGAGUCUACAUUGCUACUCUGAUUAAUGGUUCUAUGAAUGAGGAGAACAUGAGAUCGGUCAUCACCUUUGACAAAGGGGGAACCUGGGAGUUUCUUCAGGCUCCAGCCUUCACGGGAUAUGGAGAGAAAAUCAAUUGUGAGCUUUCCCAGGGCUGUUCCCUUCAUCUGGCUCAGCGCCUCAGUCAGCUCCUCAACCUCCAGCUCCGGAGAAUGCCCAUCCUAUCCAAAGAGUCGGCUCCGGGCCUCAUCAUCGCCACUGGCUCAGUGGGAAAGAACUUGGCUAGCAAGACAAACGUGUACAUCUCUAGCAGUGCUGGAGCCAGGUGGCGAGAGGCACUUCCUGGACCUCACUACUACACGUGGGGAGACCACGGCGGAAUCAUCACGGCCAUUGCCCAGGGCAUGGAAACCAACGAGCUAAAAUACAGUACCAAUGAAGGGGAGACCUGGAAAACAUUCAUCUUCUCUGAGAAGCCAGUGUUUGUGUAUGGCCUCCUCACAGAACCUGGGGAGAAGAGCACUGUCUUCACCAUCUUUGGCUCAAACAAAGAGAAUGUCCACAGCUGGCUGAUCCUCCAGGUCAAUGCCACGGAUGCCUUGGGAGUUCCCUGCACAGAGAAUGACUACAAGCUGUGGUCACCAUCUGAUGAGCGGGGGAAUGAGUGUUUGCUGGGACACAAGACUGUUUUCAAACGGAGGACCCCCCAUGCCACAUGCUUCAAUGGAGAGGACUUUGACAGGCCGGUGGUCGUGUCCAACUGCUCCUGCACCCGGGAGGACUAUGAAUGUGACUUCGGUUUCAAGAUGAGUGAAGAUUUGUCAUUAGAGGUUUGUGUUCCAGAUCCGGAAUUUUCUGGGAAGUCAUAUUCCCCUCCUGUGCCUUGCCCUGUGGGUUCUACUUACAGGAGAACGAGAGGCUACCGGAAGAUUUCUGGGGACACUUGUAGUGGAGGAGAUGUUGAAGCGCGACUGGAAGGAGAGCUGGUCCCCUGUCCCCUGGCAGAAGAGAACGAGUUCAUUCUGUAUGCUGUGAGGAAAUCCAUCUACCGCUAUGACCUGGCCUCGGGAGCCACCGAGCAGUUGCCUCUCACCGGGCUACGGGCAGCAGUGGCCCUGGACUUUGACUAUGAGCACAACUGUUUGUAUUGGUCCGACCUGGCCUUGGACAUCAUCCAGCGCCUCUGUUUGAAUGGAAGCACAGGGCAAGAGGUGAUCAUCAAUUCUGGCCUGGAGACGGUAGAAGCUUUGGCUUUUGAACCUCUCAGCCAGCUGCUUUACUGGGUAGAUGCGGGCUUCAAAAAGAUUGAGGUAGCUAAUCCAGAUGGCGACUUCCGACUCACAAUCGUCAAUUCCUCUGUGCUCGAUCGUCCCAGGGCUCUGGUCCUCGUGCCCCAAGAGGGGGUGAUGUUCUGGACAGACUGGGGAGACCUGAAGCCUGGGAUUUAUCGGAGCAAUAUGGAUGGUUCUGCUGCCUAUUGCCUGGUGUCAGAGGAUGUGAAGUGGCCCAAUGGCAUCUCUGUGGACGACCAGUGGAUUUACUGGACGGAUGCCUACCUGGACUGCAUAGAGCGGAUCACGUUCAGUGGCCAGCAGCGCUCCGUCAUUCUGGACAACCUCCCGCACCCCUAUGCCAUUGCUGUCUUUAAGAAUGAAAUCUACUGGGAUGACUGGUCACAGCUCAGCAUAUUCCGAGCUUCCAAAUACAGUGGGUCCCAGAUGGAGAUUCUGGCAAACCAGCUCACGGGGCUCAUGGACAUGAAGAUUUUCUACAAGGGGAAGAACACUGGAAGCAAUGCCUGUGUGCCCAGGCCAUGCAGCCUGCUGUGCCUGCCCAAGGCCAACAACAGUAGAAGCUGCAGGUGUCCAGAGGGUGUGUCCAGCAGUGUGCUUCCAUCAGGGGACCUGAUGUGUGACUGCCCUCAGGGCUAUCAGCUCAAGAACAAUACCUGUGUCAAAGAAGAGAACACCUGUCUUCGCAACCAGUAUCGCUGCAGCAACGGGAACUGUAUCAACAGCAUUUGGUGGUGUGACUUCGACAACGAUUGUGGAGACAUGAGCGAUGAGAGAAACUGCCCUACCACCAUCUGUGACCUGGACACCCAGUUUCGUUGCCAGGAGUCUGGGACUUGUAUCCCACUGUCCUAUAAAUGUGACCUUGAGGAUGACUGUGGAGACAACAGUGAUGAAAGUCAUUGUGAAAUGCACCAGUGCCGGAGUGACGAGUACAACUGCAGUUCUGGCAUGUGCAUCCGCUCCUCCUGGGUAUGUGACGGGGACAACGACUGCAGGGACUGGUCUGACGAAGCCAACUGUACUGCCAUCUAUCACACCUGUGAGGCCUCCAACUUCCAGUGCCGAAACGGGCACUGCAUCCCCCAGCGGUGGGCGUGUGACGGGGAUACGGACUGCCAGGAUGGUUCCGAUGAGGAUCCAGUCAACUGUGAGAAGAAGUGCAAUGGAUUCCGCUGCCCAAAUGGCACUUGCAUCCCAUCUAGCAAACAUUGUGAUGGUCUGCGUGAUUGCUCUGAUGGCUCCGAUGAACAGCACUGCGAGCCCCUCUGUACGCACUUCAUGGACUUCGUGUGUAAGAACCGCCAGCAGUGCCUGUUCCACUCCAUGGUCUGUGACGGAAUCGUCCAGUGCCGUGAUGGGUCCGAUGAGGAUGCGGCGUUUGCAGGAUGCUCCCAAGAUCCUGAGUUCCACAAGGUGUGUGAUGAGUUCGGUUUCCAGUGUCAGAAUGGAGUGUGCAUCAGUUUGAUUUGGAAGUGCGACGGGAUGGAUGAUUGCGGCGAUUAUUCUGAUGAAGCCAACUGCGAAAACCCCACAGAAGCCCCAAACUGUUCCCGCUACUUCCAGUUUCGGUGUGAGAAUGGCCACUGCAUCCCCAACAGAUGGAAAUGCGACAGGGAGAACGACUGUGGGGACUGGUCUGAUGAGAAGGAUUGUGGAGAUUCACAUAUUCUUCCCUUCUCGACUCCUGGGCCCUCCACGUGUCUGCCCAAUUACUACCGCUGCAGCAGUGGGACCUGCGUGAUGGACACCUGGGUGUGUGACGGGUACCGAGAUUGUGCAGAUGGCUCUGACGAGGAAGCCUGCCCCUCGCUUGCAAAUGUCACUGCUGCCUCCACUCCCACCCAACUUGGGCGAUGUGACCGAUUUGAGUUCGAAUGCCACCAGCCAAAGAAGUGUAUUCCCAACUGGAAGCGCUGUGACGGCCACCGAGAUUGCCAGGAUGGCCGGGACGAGGCCAAUUGCCAAACAGGGUCUGAUUAUGUUACCCAGGCUGGUCUCAGACUCCUGGACUCAAGCAAUCCAGCCUCAGCCUCCCAAGUAGCUGGGAUUACAGCCACACACAGCACCUUGACUUGCAUGAGCAGGGAGUUCCAGUGCGAGGAUGGGGAGGCCUGCAUUGUGCUCUCGGAGCGCUGCGACGGCUUUCUGGACUGCUUGGACGAGAGCGACGAGAAGGCCUGCAGUGAUGAGUUGACUGUGUACAAAGUACAGAAUCUUCAGUGGACAGCUGACUUCUCUGGGGAUGUGACUUUGACCUGGAUGCGGCCCAAAAAAAUGCCCUCUGCUUCUUGUGUAUAUAAUGUCUACUACAGGGUGGUUGGAGAGAGCAUAUGGAAGACUCUGGAGACCCACAGCAAUAAGACAAACACUGUAUUAAAAGUCUUGAAACCAGAUACCACGUAUCAGGUUAAAGUACAGGUUCAGUGUCUCAGCAAGGCACACAACACCAAUGACUUUGUGACCCUGAGGACCCCGGAGGGAUUGCCAGAUGCCCCUCGAAAUCUCCAGCUGUCACUCCCCAGGGAAGCAGAAGGUGUGAUUGUAGGCCACUGGGCUCCUCCCAUCCACACCCAUGGCCUCAUCCGUGAGUACAUUGUAGAAUACAGCAGGAGUGGUUCCAAGAUGUGGGCCUCCCAGAGGGCUGCUAGUAACUUUACAGAAAUCAAGAACUUAUUGGUCAACACUCUAUACACCAUCAGAGUGGCUGCGGUGACUAGUCGUGGAAUAGGAAACUGGAGCGAUUCUAAAUCCAUUACCACCAUAAAAGGAAAAGUGAUCCCACCACCAGAUAUCCACAUUGACAGCUAUGGUGAAAAUUAUCUAAGCUUCACCCUGACCAUGGAGAGUGAUAUCAAGGUGAAUGGCUAUGUGGUGAACCUUUUCUGGGCAUUUGACACCCACAAGCAAGAGAGGAGAACUUUGAACUUCCGAGGAAGCAUAUUGUCACACAAAGUUGGCAAUCUGACAGCUCAUACCUCCUAUGAGAUUUCUGCCUGGGCCAAGACUGACUUGGGGGAUAGCCCUCUGGCAUUUGAGCAUGUCGUGACCAGAGGGGUUCGCCCACCUGCACCUAGCCUCAAGGCCAAAGCCAUCAACCAGACUGCAGUGGAAUGUACCUGGACCGGCCCCCGGAAUGUGGUUUAUGGUAUUUUCUAUGCCACGUCCUUUCUUGACCUCUAUCGCAACCCAAAGAGCUUGACUACUUCACUCCACAACAAGACGGUCAUUGUCAGUAAGGAUGAGCAGUAUUUGUUUCUGGUCCGGGUAGUGGUACCCUACCAGGGGCCGUCCUCUGACUACGUUGUAGUGAAGAUGAUCCCGGACAGCAGGCUUCCACCCCGUCGCCUGCAUGUGGUUCAUAUGGGCAAAACCUCCGUGGUCAUCAAGUGGGAAUCACCGUAUGACUCUCCUGACCAGGACUUGUUGUAUGCAAUUGCAGUUAAAGAUCUAAUAAGAAAGACUGACAGGAGCUACAAAGUAAAAUCCCGUAAUAGUACUGUGGAAUACACCCUUAACAAGUUGGAACCUGGCGGGAAAUACCACAUCAUUGUCCAACUGGGGAACAUGAGCAAAGAUUCCAGCAUAAAAAUUACCACAGUUUCGUUGUCAGCACCUGAUGCCUUAAAAAUCAUAACAGAAAAUGACCAUGUUCUUCUGUUUUGGAAAAGCCUGGCUUUAAAGGAAAAGCAUUUUAAUGAAAGCAGGGGCUAUGAGAUACACAUGUUUGAUAGUGCCAUGAAUAUCACAGCUUACCUUGGGAAUACUACUGACAAUUUCUUUAAAAUUUCCAACCUGAAGAUGGGUCAUAAUUACACGUUCACUGUCCAAGCAAGAUGCCUUUUUGGCAGCCAGAUCUGUGGGGAGCCUGCCAUCCUGCUGUACGAUGAGCUGGGGUCUGGUGCAGAUGCAUCCGCAACACAGGCUGCCAGAUCUACGGAUGUUGCUGCUGUGGUGGUGCCCAUCUUAUUCCUGAUACUGCUGAGCCUGGGGGUGGGGUUUGCCAUCCUGUACACGAAGCACCGGAGGCUGCAGAGCAGCUUCACCGCCUUUGCCAACAGCCACUACAGCUCCAGGCUGGGGUCCGCAAUCUUCUCCUCUGGGGAUGACCUGGGGGAAGAUGAUGAAGAUGCUCCUAUGAUAACUGGAUUUUCAGAUGACGUCCCCAUGGUGAUAGCCUGAAAGAGCUUUCCUCACUAGAAACCAAAUGGUGUAAAUAUUUUAUUUGAUAAAGAUAGUUGAUGGUUUAUUUUAAAAGAUGCACUUUGAGUUGCAAUAUGUUAUUUUUAUAUGGGCCAAAAACAAAAAACAAAAAAAAAAAGGAAAGAAAGGAAUGAAUAAACUUUGUAGUAAUCAACUGUGAACUUGAAACCAGGUUGACUUUAGUAACCAAAUUGCUUUGAUUUGACAUUAAUGUAGUCUUACAGGGCUGUGCUUGCUGGGCAUGCUUUUAAGUCUGUGAGAUAAUUUCGGUUCAGUAAAUUGGCCAAUCUUUUUAUUUUUCUAAGACACAGAAAUGUAUUUAAUAAAAACCUCGAGAGAGUGAUGGGUGGAACCCCUUCUCCUUGAAAGUGUGUGCAGAUAUUCCAUUUUGUUUGGAUAUAGUUUGUAGGAAAGCGUGUGGGUGUAUUAUGGGGGAAGGUUUCUUUAUGUUAUUUUGUUAAUUUAUUGGGACUCUGUGUAAGGCCAGGCUUUAGUGGUCAUUAGACACCACAUGUGUUAUGAGCCCCUUACCCAUAGGGUUGGGGGUGGGAAGAGAAGCAUUUUUUUCUUGCCAUUCCGGAAGCAAUCCAUUUUUAUUCACUUGUGUGUCAUGUAAUGGUCUUUGGCAGGAGAGAGCACUGAGUCAUUGCUGGAGUUGAGUUCAACAGAGCUGCAGCUUGGGAAGCCCUGUAAGCCCUCAGCUUCCUCUCUUAUAUUAAUUGAUGGAGUUUUACUGUAUGUGCCUCUGUACAAGAUGUAGCUUUGAGAGCUACAAAAUGAUAACACUGCUUUAUUACACACUGGUUUCAUUGUCAUUGCAAAAACUUACCCUGGUUGUGGGGGAGAGUUCUAGAUCUGUGCCAUGAUCCAUACACUGGCUAAUAGAGUACAUCAUUUUUCCAUUUUCCAUUUUUUGUUUUUACUUACUACUGAAGGAUCUCAAAUGUAAAAUUAUGUAUUUGGUUUGAGAUGGCCACUUAUUGUCCUUGAAAAUCCAUAAUGAUACAUGCAGUCAUUUUGAAUUGGGUCAGUGCCUUCUCUUUUUUUUUUUUUCUCUUCUUCCAUCUCCCUCACCCAUGCCCCCACCCAAUCUAAAGAGAGUGCUGUACACUCUCAUAGAGAUAGAGAAGAUCUAAAAAGUUGAGACUACUCAAUCCAGUUAACAACAGCAGGAGCACUAGAGUUUGUUCAUUUAUUCUCUCUGUAAAACAAGCUGUGCUUUUUUUCUUCUGCCUUUAAAAUGCCACCCCUGUAUUCAAACCAUGGCCACUUGAUAGUUAUGUAGAAUCCAUCAUAGGCCGAUGCCAACCCUUUAGAUUUAGUGUUGUAGGCACCAAUGUCUAGCAUCGUUGUGACUUGUACUGUAUGAUUCUCACUGAAGAAUUUCCUUUCAGCCAAGAAGCAGUGAGGUCUGGGAAUAUUCCAAAGUCAUGUCUUUGAGUAUGUGUCCUUGAUAUGCAAGCUUUGUAAAACCCCAUCCCCCCUUAGGUGCGAUGCAUCACCUUCUCACAAGUGUUUAGUUUCUUUUAACUACAAGUAUCAUUCUUGGGUGAUAAUAUAGUUUCAUUCUACUUAGGGAUUGUUUAGAAAACAAAGAGCCAAUUAAAUUUUUUAGUUUUUGAAAUUUUUAUUUAUAUAUAUACUUAGAUGAGUAUUUUAAGCUGUCGACCUUUAGUUUGCCAUACGGGUAGGACUGUAUUUCUUGUUAACAACUGGUGGUAAUGAUAAGCCUUCUUCUAGUGUAUUUUCUCUUCUUUCCUGUCACUCUCCUUUUUUAAGUUUUUUUUUAAAAGACUGGAAUUUUUUUGGCUUUAUCUUGUCUUACCGUAGAGAUUUGUUCAAAACUCUAAGCCCUACCACCUCCCCUUUAAUAAGCUCUUUAAAUAGUUGAAUCAUUAACAACCUGGUGGGAGGCAAGUCAUUUAAUUGAACCUCUAGGAAGUGUGUUUUCUUUUCUUUUUCUGCCAACUUUUUGGUGGCAUUUGUAAAAGCUGAUAUAAAAGGCUCUGAGAUGUUAUUUUCAGUUAUUCCAUAGGCAAGCCUUUUUACAGAGCAUAUGUCUCCAGUUGGCAGCUUGAGAUAUUUUCGAGCAUCCAGUUCUAGCUACCAGUGCCUCCCAAUGCUUAGUGCACAGUACUGUAGACUGGCCAUCACCCCUCUCCUUGGAAAAUGCCACUGUGCUGUUUGAAAAAAAGCAGCCUUUUAGGGCUAGAGUAUUUUAUAUAAACAGAAGAACUAAGUUCCUGAAGACUAAGCUAGAUAGCUGCAGCUAUAGGUAAAUUGUAUAUUUUUAUGAACUUUUGAAGCACACACUCCUGUUUCCCUCUGUGUAGCUUUGUGGGGAUUUCAUGUAUAUAUGCUGUCUGAAAGAAUCCAGAGGUUGGAGUGCCAAUAGGAAAUGAAAACAAAUGCCUUGUACUAUGGGCAGCCUUUGAAGGUGACCAGAUAACUGUCUUCACUGGACCAAUCGGAGUCCCUGCUUGCUUGUGAAGAAGGGGUUUUUGUACCUUGUUGGAGAUGCCACCUCAGAAGUUCACACUGUGCAGGAAGAAGGUUUUAUUCUCUCCUGGCAUACAUUAGAAUGUCAGAUGCUUGCAUCCAUGUGGACCACGAUGGGCCUCUAAAAAUUGGCGGGCAGGGGGUUUGCUUAUGAGUUUUCUCUGGAAACCGAUUUUACUCCUGGAUGUAUUGAAUGCACCUUGAGCUUUAUGAGAUACGAGUCCACAUGGAUAAAAUGUCAGAGAGUGGAGUUCUACAGAGGAUUCCAGGAAGAGGCCAUGUCUGUGCAGUCCUAGUUCCAGACAGGUGAGAAGCUCCAGGAACUACUGGCUACCUUGACAAGCUGGGUAAAUAGUUAUCAUUCUGGGUAACUGGUUGAAACUCUGACUUUUGGACAAGUAAUUCCUGGGGUUCAGUCUUUGGUAGCAUCACCAGGGAUAUUUGGGUGGGACAGACAGGAGACACACAGCUGCCUGUUGUCUCCUGCGCAUCAUGUUUGGCCCACUAGAUGAAGCUGUACUCAACAAUUUAGGGAAUGUAACCCUUCUUAUAACUGGCCAUUUUCAGGGGAAGCUUGGGAGAGCAGUAGUAUGGUGAGCCCCUUACAGAUGAGCACCCACUCCUCCUUGGCGAAUGCUGCCUUCAGAUGCUUACCAAGUGGUCAUUGCAUCUACUAAGAUUACAUUUCCAGUACACUUCCUUAGGGCAGAAACACCAUCCUGUCAGGUUUGGUCAGUCCGUUCUCCAUGAAGGGAGUCAUGGUGAAUUCCUGAAAAUUUUCUUCCUUCUGCAGACAGUUGGAUGAGUCCCUUAGAGAAGGCAUCCAGAGACAUAACCAAACUGAACAUCACCCCAUAUUGAUUUUAGGAAUUGACUCUAAAACUCUGUGCAGAAUCUUGUGUUGGGAUUGUAUCUUGACAUUCUUGUUAUGUUAUUUUUCUUAACUGGAGUGUGUGCUGCCUUUCAGGUACAAUUUUUGUGUAAUAAAAGCCAGUGCAUUAAGUUUAUAUAGACUACUUUCUAUGCAAGACUGAGAUAUGGAAUAGAUAGCAAGAGAUAUGUACUGCUGGGUACACGGACAGUAAGUGUGUUUUCAGAUGGAGUACCAGCACCGAAAAUGGGUUGAGGGAGGAUGGGUUGUAUAUAUGUUUCUGCCCACUAAUUUUGAGCAGCCAUAUUAUGAAUUAAAUCAUCACAGCCAAGUAAUAACCCAAGAAUGGUAUUAGUUUCAUGUGUAAUAGCUCAAAUGGAAUAAGCAUGAAUGCUGGAGUGGACCAUUAUCCUCAAAUAUUCUAUGUCACUUCUCAUUUAAAGACUCUUGUUAUGAACUAUUAGAAACUUUAGGCAAAAUCAAAAGUAUCUGCGGCAAAAUAAAGGCCUAUUCUACUCUUAUUUAAAGUGAAACACUGUAUACUUGUUUCUCUCCAAAGUGAAAUUAAGUAUUUAUAAUUUCAAUUGCCUCGAUAAGUUUCCAAGUCACUGAAAUCUGCUGAAGGUUUUACUAUAUUGUUGCACAAUUUUAAGAUAAUUUUUGUCUCAAUGUCAACUUUUUUCACUGAAUAAAAAUUUAACUGGGUCAAGAAAACACCUCUUUGAAAA
Messenger RNA from Pongo pygmaeus (Bornean orangutan), 10949 nucleotides. RefSeq names its product sortilin related receptor 1 (gene SORL1). The coding region runs from base 96 to 6830 and encodes 2244 amino acids. The transcript is spliced from 49 exons. Gene Ontology annotation, cellular component: membrane; Golgi apparatus. The record is from RefSeq and is a predicted model, not a curated record. Gene Ontology annotation, biological process: protein targeting to lysosome; protein retention in Golgi apparatus; post-Golgi vesicle-mediated transport. Lineage: Eukaryota; Metazoa; Chordata; Mammalia; Primates; Hominidae. Gene Ontology annotation, molecular function: protein binding.